Coniophora puteana RWD-64-598 SS2 is the source of this 1677-nucleotide messenger RNA. RefSeq lists its product as uncharacterized. Gene Ontology annotation, molecular function: methyltransferase activity. The coding region runs from base 1 to 1677 and encodes 558 amino acids. Lineage: Eukaryota; Fungi; Basidiomycota; Agaricomycetes; Boletales; Coniophoraceae. The record is from RefSeq and is a predicted model, not a curated record. The transcript is spliced from 10 exons.
AUGGCCCCUCCACGACCGAGUACCGCGUCGACGCAGAACACGUUUGAGCCCUCCACAAGCAAACGCGUCCCUCGUAACAAGAACUUUGCCUUCAAGAAUGGUCACCGUUUGCAUGCUUUUGACCCAGAGAAAGUGCCGUACCCGCUUAGCUAUGAUAGGGAUGUUCUUGAGCUAGAGAGCAUGGAUCAAAUAUUCGUUCAGCAAUCAAUGCACUCCGCUUCAGUCGUCGAUUUCAAAGAAAGAGGAGAAUAUCCAGAGCGCUCGCUUGAUCUUGGCUGCGGGAGCGGAACAUGGGUAAUAGAAGCUGCGAAGGAGUGGCCGGAGUGUUAUUUCGUGGGAUUUGAUUUAGUUGACGUUCAAUUACCCACAAGUAUUUUGGACUCUGACAUUGCCAAACGAAUAGAAUGGGUUCAUGGAAAUUUCCUCACCAAUAAACUCCCGUUUGAUGAUGACGAGUUUGACCACGUUCAUUUACAAAGCAUUGGCCGAGGGGUUCCAGAGAACAAGUGGGGAAUGAUAUUUGAUGAAAUUAAUCGCGUACUACGACCAGGCGGUUCCGUCGAGGUCCUUGAGCACGACAUAAUAUUCCCCACAUUACCCAGAUGGUUUACCAGUCCACUACGGAUUCGCAGUAAACGCUCUGAAUCAAUACAUCAUCCAACGAAUCCCAGCCAUCCUUCCUCCCCCCGUCCUUCUUCGCCAGAAGAACCACAUGACCAUGCGUUGCUGGAAAGCUUAUAUUAUUCAGUAUUUGAAAGUCGAUUCAUAAAUCUACGACCAACAGCCAUCGUUCCAAUACACUUCACUUCGAACUUCCGUCAAGUUGUUGCAGCUCCUGUGUUGCACUUUCGCAUGCCUCCGCUUCCUCCGUUGCAACCGCUCCCUCAGCCACUGCCCCCUAGCGCGGUUCUAAUCAACGAUUCCGAACCUUCUGAGAAUCCCCGCUCGAAGUCUCCACUAACGACGCGUCCAUUCUCAGUCUCGUUUUCUUCAACCAGCUCCGAAGCAACAUCAAACUCUGCAUCUACGGGAGAUAGUACACUCUUCAGUACCAGUGUCAUGUCUGAAAUGACCCUCACUCAACCAGGAACGAGUUAUGAUAGGUCGUUUUCAUCGUCGGCAUCUUCAACAGUAACAUCUGGGAACGAUGCGUCCCCGAACUCCAGAAAACCUCUGUAUAUCGUGGACAACUCCGUGGCGGAAAGCACCCUCACGGGAGUCGCGCCAUCACAUUCUUUGAUAAGGCUUGACCAGAUCGACAAUCUCAGUGAACGUGCCCUCGCCAUGCAACUUUACUGGUCUUAUAAGAGUGUGCUUGCAUGCACAGAGGCCAUGUGGGAAGAAUUGGACAGUCGGAUUGAGAACAGGCCAACAGAACUGAUGAAACUCGGCUGGGAUGGCGAUCCGGAGCUUUCUGCGGCGGAGGAAAACCGACAUAAGUUCGACAUCAUGGUCGACAGAUAUGAAAAAGAUAUGCAUUCGCGAGUAUCGCUGUGGUGCUCCUUGACGGCUCUUGGCUGGGAGGUUCCUCCGAGAGAGCCUCUGUCACGGGCAGAACUCAUCGAAGAGGAAAGAUUGUACAAGGCGAUCAUUGAAGCUCGCAAGUCGGCGACAGAGGAAGAUUUCCAGACCCCCUGCCGCUCGGUUAGGAUCUUUGUAGGAUUCAAAGCCUGCUGA